This is a messenger RNA of Salvelinus namaycush (lake trout), 621 nucleotides long. It is a transcript of the gene nkain2, whose product is annotated as sodium/potassium transporting ATPase interacting 2. The transcript is spliced from 6 exons. Gene Ontology annotation, biological process: regulation of sodium ion transport. Bases 1 to 621 code for a protein of 206 amino acids. NCBI's taxonomy places the organism in Eukaryota, Metazoa, Chordata, Actinopteri, Salmoniformes, Salmonidae. The record is from RefSeq and is a predicted model, not a curated record.
AUGGGUUGUUGCAGUGGCAGAUGCACGCUGGCCUUUAUAUGUGGCAUGCAAUUGAUCAGCAUAUUGGAACGACAAAUAUUUGACUUCCUUGGGUACCAGUGGGCUCCCAUCCUCACAAACUUUGUGCACAUCAUCACAGUCAUCUUGGGCCUCUUUGGGACUGUACAGUUCAGACCAAGAUACGUGACCGGGUAUGCAGUGUGGCUGGUUCUCUGGGUGACCUGGAACAUCUUCAUCAUCUGUUUCUACCUGGAAGUGGGGGACCUCUCCAAGGACAGUGACCUGAUCAUGACCUUCAACAUGUCCAUGCACCGCUCCUGGUGGAUGGAGAACGGUCCAGGCUGCAGGGUGACCCCGGUCACCCCCCCUCCGUCCUGGGCCCCGGAGGACCACCGCUACAUCAGCAUCGCAGGUUGUCUGCUGGAGUACCAGUAUGUGGAGGUGGCCCACAGCUCCCUGCAGAUCCUUCUGGCUCUUGUUGGGUUCAUCUAUGCCUGUUAUGUGGUGAAGCUCAUCUCAGAAGAGGAAGACAGCUUUGAUUUUAUAGGAGGGUUCGACUCCUAUGGUUAUCAAGGGCCUCAGAAGACAUCCCAUUUGCAACUACAACCCAUGUACAUGUAA